Messenger RNA from Lolium rigidum, 1501 nucleotides. Its product is annotated as isocitrate dehydrogenase [NAD] catalytic subunit 5, mitochondrial-like. Gene Ontology annotation, cellular component: mitochondrion. The coding region runs from base 144 to 1232 and encodes 362 amino acids. Lineage: Eukaryota; Viridiplantae; Streptophyta; Magnoliopsida; Poales; Poaceae. The transcript has 8 exons. Gene Ontology annotation, molecular function: isocitrate dehydrogenase (NAD+) activity; NAD binding; magnesium ion binding. The record is from RefSeq and is a predicted model, not a curated record. Gene Ontology annotation, biological process: tricarboxylic acid cycle; isocitrate metabolic process.
GCCGAGCCACCCUUUCUUUGUUCUCCCUUUUCAAUCCCCAUCUCUCCUCCACCCCUCUCCCCCACCGCAGGUCCCCAUCCUCCUCCGCCGCCGCCGUUGACACUUCCCGCGAAUCUCCUUCUUCCGACUAGUGGAGAGGUGGCAUGGCGCUCCGGAGGCUGCUUCAGGGGAGCCUUCUGCCGCGGAUGAUGGGACGGUCUGUUGGGGCGUCCUUCUCUACGGAGGCUGGUGAGACUAUCCGCGCAACGCUCUUUCCUGGUGAUGGCAUCGGGCCUGAGAUCGCCGAGUCGGUCAAGCAGGUAUUCAAAGUUGCAGGUGUACCAAUAGAAUGGGAAGAACAUUAUGUUGGUACAGAAGUGGACCCCAGAACAGAGAGCUUUUUGACAUGGGAGAGCCUGGAGUCUGUGCGUAGAAACAAAGUCGGUCUGAAAGGUCCUAUGGCUACACCAAUUGGAAAAGGCCACCGUUCUUUGAAUCUUACAUUAAGGAAAGAACUAGGACUUUACGCCAAUGUCAGACCUUGCAACAGCCUUCCAGGCUACAAGACUAGAUAUGAUGAUGUGAACCUUGUGACAAUUCGUGAAAAUACUGAAGGGGAGUAUAGCGGCCUUGAGCAUCAGGUUGUGAGGGGUGUAGUGGAGAGUUUGAAAAUUAUUACCCGCCAAGCAAGUUUAAGAGUAGCAGAGUAUGCAUUCCAUUAUGCAAAGACCAAUGGCAGGGAGAGAGUUUCUGCGAUACAUAAAGCCAAUAUCAUGAGGAAAACAGAUGGACUUUUCCUCAAGUGUUGCCGUGAAGUCGCUGAGAAGUAUCCAGAAAUCAUAUACGAGGAAGUAAUUAUUGAUAACUGCUGUAUGACGCUUGUGAAGAACCCUGGUACCUUUGAUGUAUUAGUGAUGCCAAAUCUAUAUGGUGACAUUAUUAGUGAUCUAUGUGCUGGUUUGAUCGGAGGCUUGGGCCUAACUCCCAGCUGCAACAUUGGUGAAGGUGGCAUUUGUCUUGCAGAGGCUGUCCAUGGCUCUGCACCUGAUAUAUCUGGCAAGAACCUCGCAAACCCAACUGCUCUUAUGCUGAGUGCUGUUAUGAUGUUGCGCCACUUGCAAUUCAACGACCAAGCAGAACGGAUCCACAAUGCUAUCCUCCAGACUAUCGCCGAGGGGAAGUACAGAACUGCUGAUCUUGGUGGGAAGUCAUCAACGUCAGACUACACAAAAGCAGUUUGUGAUCAUAUCUGAGCGCCGGCUGCUGUUAUUUUUCUCGAUACUUUUUCCCCCUCUAUUUUUCAUGCAUACCAAGAGGUGCUUUAGCUUCAAUAGAGUGGCAGGCACCACGAUUUCUUCGGUGACACGGUUUAAGACUGUUAAAUAAUUGUCGCAUUCAUUCUCUUGGAGCAGUUUUACCAGCAUCGCAAACAAGAUGAAGAAUCAUCUGUAAUAAUCAUUGACAGCAUGGGCACAUAUAAUCUGUUUGUUAUAGUUAUUGAAGAACUGAAAUUCAUUAUUUA